AUGGCCGAGGAGCUUGAAACAGGGAAGCCAUGGUUGACAGGAACAGCAUUGGCACCGGUGAUUAAAUGUCCUGGCCUCGAGAGGAUCAGCAAUCUGGCAAAUUUGCAGAACCUCGUGAUCAUGCGGUGCCCAGAGUUGAAGGUACUAGAGGGUUUUCCUGCACUUCAGAGAUUCAUACUAGAGGACUACGACAUGAAAACACUCCCUGGAUACUUGCGGAACGUAAACCCAAGGGAUCUGCGUCUAGAAUGUGACAUCUCGCUGCUCACUUUCAUAGCUAGAGGGAAAUCUAGCCCCAAGUGGGACAAGUUCAGCCAUAUCAAGCAGGUUAAGGCAUAUGCAGAUGACCUUGACAACCACAUUGAAAGGAAGUGGUACGUGAAGUACACAAGCGAUCCUUUCAGCUUUAAGACAAACAUCAGCCUCUCUGCUGACGCUUCAGGGGAUGAAACGGAGGAAGUGUUGUUGGAUGAAGUGGAGGAAAUUUCAAGGGAUGAAAUCGAAGAAGAACGUGUCAAUGUGGAACAACUGAGGGAGUAA
Miscanthus lutarioriparius is the source of this 540-nucleotide messenger RNA. The record is from the annotation of a GenBank genome assembly. NCBI's taxonomy places the organism in Eukaryota, Viridiplantae, Streptophyta, Magnoliopsida, Poales, Poaceae.